UCUCUCCCUCUCUCUUCUCUCUCUCAAAUUCAAUUUCCAUAUUGCUCAAAUUCAACUUCCAUAUAUUCUUUCUUCUUUCCUCCUGCAUUCUUUUUUUUUUUUUACCGUUGCCAAGAUGGCCAGGACAGGACAGGGAUGAUGAAAUCCUCUCCAAAACCCGCCCCCCCUCUCCCCACCCCGUCAAGUUGCAGAAAAAGACAAUACUUUUAUAUAUUGCUUUCCAGCUAUAGUCCCUCCAUUUUCUUUACCAAUUUCAUUGCUACCUGCUUCUUCCUCAAUCCCCCACCUCUCUCUCUCUCUCUCUCUCUCUCUCUCUCUCCCUCCCUCCCUUUCCCUCUCUCUCUUUCUCUCUCUCUCUGCAUUUACUUACCUUUACAUCUUCUUCUUGAAAUUUGGUGGACUGAAAAUUUUUCAUGGUACUGGGUAUUUAAGUUGGAAUUCCUUUUCCCUUUUGGGUUAGUGGACGAAAUCCUGAAUUCCCCACGUCUGCAUUGUGGUGCAACGAUGUCGCUGUCGCCAGCAUCGAUGCGCCGACUGUUGGCAUUGGCGAUUUAGUGAUGUUGAGCCCCUGAGGAGCAGGACUACCGCUGUAGCAUGAGUUUGGUUUCCGAGUGUGGGAGCGAUGGAGCAGACUUCCUCGAAUGCCGGCGCAUAGAUCGAUCGUCUGCGUCAGAUCUGUCUUCCUUAUUCGAGGGCAAGCAGUCACUAGGUUCAAUGUGCUGGAGUGCAUAUAUUCUUAUGCAUUGAAAUAGAACCCAUACCAAAUGUCAAGGCCACUUGCAGCAAUAAUCGGAGGUGCUGCAGGGGCCCUGGCAUUGGUUGGGAUUACAGUUGCAGUCAUUUGGUACUAUCUAUUUCAUAAAAGAAAUAAUUCGAGAACUUCAGAAAGCAGUUCUUCAGAGCCAUCCGCUCAAGAUGUUGGAAGAAGUACGAGUGAGUUAUCCUUGAUUGGUGGUACCCUAUCAUCUGCUUCAAGAGAAGCAAGGCACUUUUCAUUACGGGAGUUGGAGUUAGCUACAAAGAAUUUUAGUGACAUCAACCUUAUAGGUCAAGGAAGCUUUGGCCUGGUGUAUAAAGGUUUACUUCAGGAUGGGAUGGUUGUAGCAAUAAAAAAGCGCCAUGGUGCUCCCAGGCAGGAAUUUGUUGAAGAGGUUCGAUUUUUAUCGUCUAUACGGCACCGGAAUCUUGUUACUCUUCAUGGUUACUGCCAGGAAAAUGAUCAGCAAAUGCUUAUCUAUGAGCAUGUCCCAAAUGGCAGUGUCUCCAAUCAUAUAUAUGGUCAGUAUUCAACGACAAAGCUAGAGUUCAAAAAUAGACUUCUGAUAGCCAUUGGAGCAGCCAAAGGUUUGGCUCAUUUGCAUUCUCUGGCACCACCCCUGUUACAUAAGGACUUCAAAACUGCAAAUGUGCUUGUUGAUGAAAACUUCAUAGCUAAGGUUGCUGAUGCAGGUCUCAGGAAUUUGCUUGAGAGAAUCAUUAACGCAGGAACAUCUUCUCAAAUGAUGGGCACCGUUGUUUUCCUCGAUCCAGAGUUCAGGGAAUCAGGCAGGUUCUCAGAAAAGAGUGAUGUAUAUAGUUUUGGAGUGUUUCUACUUGAAUUGGUGAGUGGAUGUUCAGCAGAGUCUGAUGAAAGCAUGAUUAAAUGGGCCCAAAAUCGCCCAGAUUUGAGUGAUGCUGCAUCUAUCAUUGAUGAGAAAUUAGUUAGCAGUUUCACCAGCGAAGGAAUGAAGAGGUUCAUAGGUCUGGCAGUCUGGUGUAUCCAUUCAUCUGGACAGAGACGACCAACAAUGAACACAGUUGUGUUAGAACUGGAACGGAUUCAUGAAAGGGAAAUCAGCAUGACUACAAUUGUAGGUGAAGGCACUCCAACCGUCACCCUUGCAAGCCAGUUAUUUACAGCAUAAGGGUGAGUACAUUGUCAUUCUUUGUUACAUUUUCAAAUGUACAAAGCUAUGGUUUGUAUGUAAUCUUUUCUAAAUGGCGGCUGUCAGUUGCUUGGCAAGUGUAUAAAAAGAGCAGCUGUUCUAUUCUUGGUUAUUUGUUAUCUCUGUUCUUUUAUGUGAAAAUCGUUGUGUACAAUAAUAUUUGAUGGCAAUAUUAAUGAAUCUUGGUUGUGCAGCGUGAACUUUAUCACGCUACAAGAUCAGUUGCCUGUUCUUGCUA
This is a messenger RNA of Nymphaea colorata (pocket water lily), 2163 nucleotides long. RefSeq names its product putative serine/threonine-protein kinase. The transcript is spliced from 8 exons. Lineage: Eukaryota; Viridiplantae; Streptophyta; Magnoliopsida; Nymphaeales; Nymphaeaceae. The coding region runs from base 765 to 1904 and encodes 379 amino acids. Gene Ontology annotation, molecular function: ATP binding; protein kinase activity. Gene Ontology annotation, biological process: protein phosphorylation. The record is from RefSeq and is a predicted model, not a curated record.